AUGGGGCUCAGCCACGGCGUUUUCAAGGGUAUCUUCAGAAGAGGGUACAAAAUACCCACUCCUAUUCAAAGAAAAUGCAUUCCUAAAAUUCUUGACGGAAAAGACGUCGUCGCAAUGGCCCGAACAGGUUCUGGAAAGACCGCUGCUUUUCUGAUUCCCAUCCUUGAAAGAUUGAAGAAACGAGAACAGCGAGGCCCACGAGUCGUCAUUCUUUCACCAACUCGUGAAUUGGCGAUUCAGACAGCGAAGUUUACCAACGAUUUGUCCAAGUUUUGCAACUUAUCCGUUGCGGUCAUUCUCGGAGGAGACAGUUUGGACAAUCAGUUCUCUCAACUGGAUCAAAACCCGGACAUCGUUAUUGCCACUCCCGGGCGAUUGCUGCAUUUGCUCGUAGAAAUGGACCGAAGACUGAAUUUUGUGAAAAUGGUGGUUUUUGACGAAGCGGAUCAAUUGUUCGAACUCGGCUUUGCUGAACAACUCAAUGAAAUUCUAGGACGACUGCCUGAAAGCAAACAGACACUUCUAUUUUCCGCGACGCUUCCAAACAAAAUCCUCGAAUUCGCGAAAGCAGGCCUUCGCGACCCGGAGCUAAUCCGUCUCGAUGUAGAACGCCGCCUCCCGGAAAACCUGCAACUUACGUUCUUCCACGCGCGACAUGAAGACAAAAUGGCAGCGCUCUUGCAUCUGAUGGGAAACGUCAUAAAAGCGGAUCAGAAAAUCGUCAUUUUCGUCGCCACCAAACAUCAUGUCGAGCUUGUCAAGUUGUUCUUGGAGCGAUACAAUUAUCAGCCGUGUUAUAUUUACAGCUCAAUGGAUCCCUUUGCUAGAAAGAUGAUGAUUUCAAGGUUCCGUCACGAAGACGAAGAUCCAGAGAAAACGACAAACAUUUUAAUCACAACCGACAUUGCCGCUCGAGGAAUCGACAUUCCUCUUUUGGACGCAGUUGUCAACUUUCAUUUCACUGCGAAAGCGAAGACAUUCAUCCACAGAGUUGGCCGUGUCGCGCGUGCUGGUCGACCUGGACACGCGUACAGCAUCGUUUCAAACGAAGAAAUGCCCUAUCUUCUCGACUUGCACGUCUUCCUCGGCCGAAGCCUUGGAUUUUGUAAGGACGGUGACACGACUUGGGACGGAAAAAUUGGCCGCUAUCCUCAAGUAGCAAUCGACGAAGAAGCGGAUUUAAUCUCCACAGCGGUCAAAGAAUCGGCAGAUAUUCAAAGCCAAAUGAAAUCGGCGGAAAAUGGCUACAGAGGCUUCAGAAGGCACAAAGAAAAGCCAAGCUCGGAGAGCUGCAAUAAAUUCAAAGAAAUCGACAUGAUGACUUGCGCAGUUCAUCCGAUCUUUGGCUCUGGCGCGGCAGAAAGACAGUCGAUUUUGGACAAGAUUGCGACGCUAAAACCUAAACAGACUAUUUUUGAAUACAGGGACAAGAAAUGCAAAGGAAAUGUCUCUGAAACAGCCUAUGCCGCGAAUGUGAUGCGAACUCUUCGCGAAAAGAACGCAGAACAGAUCGAAAAAUUCAAAAGCAUCAAACAGAAAAAGAUUUUAAACACACUGACGGCGGCUGAGAAGUCAGACGAUUACAUUCCGUAUGUGAGGGAAAGUGACGCAGCAGAUCAGCAUUUGGGAAUUAACGCCUUCCAGUCAGAAGCUGCUGAAGUUAUGCUCAAUAAACAACUAGAACCUGGCCAAAAGCCAAAAGUCGGGCGAGUAUGGGAUCGAAAGAAAAAGAAGUUUGUAACGAAUCAAAUCGAGCAAGAAAAGAAGAUCAAAACGGAAUCAGGAAAUUGGAUCAAGCAAAGCUUCAAAACCGGAAAAUACACAGAAUACCUCGAAAAAAGCAAAGCCGGCUUGCUUGACCAGGACUCUGGCGACGAAGAUGCUAAUAGGAAUCAUCAAAGCCAGAGUCGACAAAAUCGUCAGAACUUGACGAAUUUGAUCAACAGAAGAACGCGUGGAGGCGGAAAGAAGGCACAAGCGCGAGAACAGGGCGCGCUAAAACGACCGGAGCAGAUUUUGAAAGAACGAAAAGAACGAGAUCGCGAAAUGGCCAGACAGUCCGGAAGAGGAAAAGGCAAAAAGGGCAAGAAGAAGGCAAAGGAUGAGAAACCCUCGUUUCCGCGGUCGUAUUAUCUGAACCAAAUUGAAGAGCUCGAGAAUCAUCUCAGAGAGCUGGAAAAUAAACGCGACAGUGAGACCUUUCUGGUGCAGGAAAUCGAGGCGAAGUUUAAGCAAGAAAAGAAUCUCUCAAAUGACAUCGCAUCAUAUCUGCAACAUAUGAUCCGCGACAAAGACAUAGAAGUUGACAUCAUGACAGAGGAGAAAAACUCUGUGUUCGACGAAGCUCGGAUAAAUGAACUAAACGAUCAGCUGUCCCGAGAAGAGAUGAAGCAGAAGUCAGAAUUGGCCGAUUUGGACUUUGAAAAGUUGAAAAAACAGGGCGUGCUUCGCGAAAUGAGCGAAAUUUCAUACGACAAGAGGGUUUUGGAGAAGAAGAUUGCCGAUCAUGAAGCGCAACUUCAAGCAGACAAGAAGUCAUUCGCCGAGAAAUUAUACGACUUAGAAAAGGAAGCGAUUCAAAAACGCCAGGCGAACAAAUUCGAGAUGAUCAACCGGGUAAAAGAUCUGCACAAGGAAUUCGAGGAGCUGUCGAUCGAGCAAAUCGCCAUUCUCAACGAUGACGCGACCAAGAAGAACCAGUCUCUUGCCAGGCAUCUUGCCAUUUCGGACCAGUUAGCGAGCAAUGCGAUUGAAGACUUUAAAAAGCAGAGGAAGACCUUUCAGAACGCGAAAAUGGAGAUGAAGACGUUUGAAGAUCACAACGAAACUGGCGACGUUGUCGAUGGGACAAUCAUGGCGCUGAGAAAGGAAAACUCGGAAAAGGCGAAAAUCAUGCAGAAUCUUGUCAUUUCGUAUCGAGAAGUUGAGGAUGAGCUUGAUAGGAAAUCGGAUUAUUAA
Oikopleura dioica is the source of this 2958-nucleotide messenger RNA. Lineage: Eukaryota; Metazoa; Chordata; Appendicularia; Copelata; Oikopleuridae. The record is from the annotation of a GenBank genome assembly.